This is a messenger RNA of Podospora anserina S mat+, 1125 nucleotides long. RefSeq lists its product as uncharacterized. Bases 1 to 1125 code for a protein of 374 amino acids. The record is from RefSeq and is a predicted model, not a curated record. Lineage: Eukaryota; Fungi; Ascomycota; Sordariomycetes; Sordariales; Podosporaceae. Gene Ontology annotation, cellular component: cytoplasm. The transcript has 4 exons. Gene Ontology annotation, molecular function: saccharopine dehydrogenase (NAD+, L-lysine-forming) activity.
AUGGCUCCCACGGUGCUUCACCUCCGCAGUGAGACCAAGCCCCUCGAGCACAGAUCUGCCCUCACCCCCACAACCACCGCCGCCCUCAUCAAGGCCGGCUACGUCGUCAACGUCGAGCGUUCCCCAGAGAGAAUCUUUGACGACAGCGAGUUCGAGGCCGUCGGCGCCACCCUCGUUCCCGAGGGCAGCUGGGAGGAGGUCCCCAAGGAGCACAUCAUUGUUGGUCUCAAGGAGCUCGAGGAGAAGGAGUUCCCCCUCAAGCACGUCCACGUCCAAUUCGCCCACUGCUACAAGCACCAAGCCGGCUGGGAAAACGUCCUCGCCAGGUUCCCCCGAGGAGGCGGCACCCUCCUCGACCUCGAAUUCCUCGUCGACGAACGCGGCCGCCGCGUAGCAGCCUUUGGCUUCCACGCCGGAUUCGCCGGCGCCGCGCUCGCCCUCGAAGUCUGGGCCCACCAACUCACCCACCCCCCCUCCUCUCCCUUCCCCGGCGUAGCCUCCUACCCCAACGAAGACGCCCUGAUCACCAACGUCAAGAAGGCCCUCGCCACCGGCACCGCCGCCGCCGGCCGUUCCCCCCGCGUCAUCGUUAUCGGCGCCUUGGGUAGGUGCGGUUCCGGCGCUGUUGACGCCCUCCGCAAGGCUGGUGUCCCAGAGGAGAACAUCCUCAAGUGGGAUAUGGCCGAAACCGCCAAGGGUGGUCCUUUCAAGGAAAUCACCGACUCCGACAUAUUCGUAAACUGCAUCUACCUCACCUCCAAAAUCCCAAACUUUGUCAACCUCGACUCCCUCCAGGUCCCCGACAGAAAACUCUCCGUCGUCUGCGACGUCUCAGCCGACACCACCUCCCCCUUUACCCCAGUGCCGAUCUACACCGUCGCGACUACAUUCGACAAGCCCACCGUUCCCGUCGAGGGCCUCUCUUCUGGACCUGCGCUUUCGGUGAUUUCUAUUGACCACCUCCCUUCUCUUUUGCCAAGGGAGGCGUCUGAGGCUUUUAGCCAUGACCUCUUGCCCUCGCUGCUCACCCUCAACGACUGGCAAAACUCGCCUGUGUGGGCUAGGGCCAAGAAGCUGUUUGACGAAAAGGUUGCCACGUUGCCUGCGAGCGCGUUGGAGAAGUAG